AUGAUCGAUUCAACUUCGGCUUUCAUUCAUUCUACACUACCUUUAUAUCAUAAUGCGGUCAAAUCCAUCAUCUUCAAAUGCGCUGAGAUUCUUAUGGGCAUUUUCAUCUUCAAGCUGUUCUCACUGAUAGCUGCCCGCUCGAAGCAGUUUACUGCGUAUCUUAUGUUCACCGAAGAUUACAUCCAACGAACUCUCUUCAUCACGUCUCGAGGUUUCUCGCGGGCAGCAAUCGUGGUACUGUUCUUCAGUCUUCUCAACAUCGUCGUGUCGCUCUACGGUACACUCCUGUGGGCUCUAGACUCUCCUGGGUACAUCUUUCAGGCCUCGAAUGCGACUGUGUUCGAUUACGAAGACCAGCGAAAUGUCAACCCCCCCUACAUUGUUCAAUUAUCCCUCGCUCCGGAUGUACUCCCAGACACAGAUUCUAGACUCCCUCAGAUCAUAGGUGCUGAUCUUCUACAUACUGGUAUCAACUACACCUUGACUGGCCAGGUAGACAACUACAAUCCACCAAAGGUCGUUGCGCCAACACAACACGACCGUGUCGGUGCGCGCAUCUGGCUUGAUAGCGAUGGUCUCUCAGUCUCUCCUGACGGCUAUGUUGCAUUACCUUUAGAUGGUAAAGUGGGCAAUGAAGUCUUCCCUCCAUCAUGUAUCAAGUUUUACAAUGGAACUGCAUCCUGGAACUGCACGUUUAGUAAUGUCUUUUCAACUGGCAUUGUGUCAGUCGUUACAGGAAAGCCCGAGGUUCACUGGAAUGAUGCAACAGACAAGGUCUAUGACACUAGAUAUAUUCUGCCCAACCGAGUGGAUAAUAUCUGGAUUUCUGUAGGUGCAGGCGGUGGCUCGGUUGCUAUGAAACAAGUCUUCACCGUCACGAGAAAGACAAGACGGCAUACAUUCAGCCAGUCAACCUUCAAAGCCACUAUGCUGGCUUCUGGUAAUAGCCUCUUUGACACAAAAGAGGUCACAGAUCUCGUUGAACGCACUUGGAGUCCCAACAUAACUGAGAGAACUGAUCCUCUUAUUCGUCAAAUUGUCGAUGGCAUGAUGGGCGCUCAAGCCCGGAAUAAGAGCUUCCAUUUCGGUGGAAAUUACCCCAGCUAUGACAACAAGUCUGUCACGCAAAGUAACUGGGGAAUGUACACACUCGAGGCUAAUGGGAAUACUGUGUAUUCACUGAUCAGCAUCACCACUACCAACAUGACCCUCAUCAGAUCAGAGACCAUUGCCGAGGCACCCAUACCCUACCAGAAGUGUGACAGGACAAACUUCCAAAACGAAGCUUUUGGUGGCAAGGUCACACGAACAGACUGCGAUGCUUCGAAAGACAGUGAUGGCACUGUCGGUUUCUUUGGACAAGUUGACACAGCUGCUGUCAUGAUCGCUCAAGGCCUGGGUGAUGGCAGGUCUAACCUCAGUGCUGCGUCACUUGACGACGAUGUGUUUAACUGGUUUAAUAACAAGGCCGAUGCCCUCGAGUCGUUACUUAUUGCAAGAGCAUAUGCUGUCAGUAUCGACCCUUCGCUUGUGCAGAUUACUGUUGAUAAGAUCAUGGUGGCCAUGUCUUACCUACAACUGUACCUGAGUUGCCUCGCCUUGUUCCUUGCCAUCAUUCUAUGGCUGGGUCUCAUGAUCUUUGCCGAUGCGCACUGGGCCAGCUCCCUCCUGGCAAACUUGAUCAACACGACUUCAGAGCCCAAGAAAAACAAACCAGGAUACAUCACACGUGCUCCUGAGGUGACGCUGCAGUCUGGAGGACAAACAAAGAAGUCACUAGCCAUCGAGGGCAUGCCAGUCACUUUAUAUAAUGCAGUACCUCCUGUGCAGCAGCGCAUGGCAAGUCCAGCACCGUAUGGGGAAGAAGGAAAAGGUUAUAUGGAGACUGGUGUUUACCCUGUGGGUUAUAAUGACCCUGCAGCUGGAAGACAAGGAACGAUGGCAGGAUACUCGCCGGUUUACCCGAACACAAGAUGA
Fusarium sp. VM40 is the source of this 1977-nucleotide messenger RNA. NCBI's taxonomy places the organism in Eukaryota, Fungi, Ascomycota, Sordariomycetes, Hypocreales, Nectriaceae. The record is from the annotation of a GenBank genome assembly.